CUAUUCUUGCUGAUGUUUUAUGUGGACAGAGUAGUUCUGUAUAAAAGAAAGGUUCCCCGGAUGUGUCCAACAAUCAAAGGAUGGACAACAAGACUUUUGAGGGAUCGGGAGAAUGAUGAAGUGAAAUCAGGAGGCUUUGGGUUUGGGGAUGUGGACGGCCCUGUAAAGAAAGAAAGGAAAUGCAGUGAUGAAGAGUUUGAAUAUGGCAACACAAGGCAGCAGGCUGCCAUGGAGUGUGAAGAAAGUUUGGGUGAGGACUUGAUGGUGAAGUUUGCCAAAAAAACAAAUGUACUUGUUCAAGCUACAAGUGACAUAAUGUUGAUGUUUGAA
Messenger RNA from Cuscuta europaea, 330 nucleotides. The record is from the annotation of a GenBank genome assembly. Lineage: Eukaryota; Viridiplantae; Streptophyta; Magnoliopsida; Solanales; Convolvulaceae.